Phialemonium atrogriseum is the source of this 968-nucleotide messenger RNA. RefSeq lists its product as uncharacterized. The transcript has 2 exons. The coding region runs from base 141 to 728 and encodes 195 amino acids. The record is from RefSeq and is a predicted model, not a curated record. NCBI's taxonomy places the organism in Eukaryota, Fungi, Ascomycota, Sordariomycetes, Cephalothecales, Cephalothecaceae.
UCGCGUUUCCCUCCUGCCUUGCCUCCGAUAUCGUAACGGUCCAUCCAAGUGCUUCCGCAGUCCGUCCAGCCGAGCGAGCGAAAAACAAAAGCGUCGCGACAUUUGCAACACAGCGAUAUCAAGACCGAGGGACCACCCCAAUGAAGCCGACACACUUCCUCGGCGCCUUCCUCCUCCUCGCGAGCGAGACGGCGCCGGCACGCGCAGCCGACUGCGCCAGCGUCGCGCUCGGAGCCAUCCCGUCCUGCGCCCAGUCGUGCUUUCUCGAGGGCGCGCCGUCCGUGGGGUGCGACGGCACCGACUUCGCCUGCCAGUGUGAGCAUGAGGCGAAGCUCUACGCCGCCAUCGAGGGCUGCGUCAGUUCGGGAUGCCCGUCGGCGUCGUACCAGGCCGUCAUCGACGGCGCAUCGUCUGUGUGCGAUUGCGCGACAGCAGGACAACCGGGAGGCGGAGGCGGAUCGAUGACCGUCUCCGGCUCGUAUGUGGGAUCUGUGCCAGCGACCACCACGGCGAGCGGCAUCGGCGGCGGCGGUGGGGGAUCCGACGCGACGACGUCACCGCAGCCCGGGACCGGAAGCACGACGUUCGCCAACACGCUCCCUACGACGGCUCCGGUUCCCGGCGCAACUGUUUCUGUCGUCUCGGGGGGCAUCCGUCUGGGGAGACCCGGCUUCUCCAUAGCCGCGGGCUCUGCGAUGGCAGCCCUGAUCGCCUUCGUCUCGUUUUAAAUCCCAUUGGCACUUCUUAUUUGGGGGGCCAACUGGUAUAUAAUUAGAGGGAAAGGGGUAAAUUGGAAUAUUGGAUGAGCAGCAGCUUCACCUACACACAUAAAGUAAUAUAGAGUCUAAAACUCACUCACUGAUAUUCAUCCAGUCCAUCUGUCUCGCCCCCUGAUCGGACCCGGGAGUUGGACUUCAUCUUGAUUCAUCUAAAAACGCAUGGCUUUCGGGGCUCCAUAUGGGUGAACC